GGGAGCGAGCGGGGCUGCUGCACGGAGGAGGGGCCUGGCUGACCACUGCUGCUGCUAUAAAACUCCCCGCUCCUGCCACGCUCGGCGCCUUAAGAUGCACAUGUGUCGGCGGGGGAAGCGGCAGCGCUGCCUCUGAGCAGCCCCCAGCCCCGUGGCGCACGGCGAGCGCUGGCGGGGAGCCGGGAUCUGGGGCCCCCCUGCCCGUGCCGCGGCGCCUCCCAGCCCGAGCCCUCCCGGGGCCCCCCGAGCCGAGAGCCGGGGCCGCAGCAUGCGCCAGCGGAGCUGAGGCCGCCCGCAGCAGGAGGAGGUCGGCGGCGGUCCCCAGGAGGCUCCCCGGUGCCCCUCGCGGCGCGCGCGGCGCACCAUGUCCUUUGCCAUGCUGCGCUCGGCCCCCAGCCGCUACCUGUACCCCGAGAUCAGCAUGCUGUCGGAGGACGAGGAGAACGGCAGCGAGAGCUCGGGCUCGGACGAGAAGCCCUACCACCACCUGGACGCCGACGGCUACGGGCUGAAGGCCGGCAAGCGGAGGAGCGGCAAGAAGCCCGGCCGGCUCAGCAGGGAGCCCCGGCAGCGGCACACGGCCAACGCGCGGGAGCGUGACCGCACCAACAGCGUCAACACCGCCUUCACCGCCCUCCGCACGCUCAUCCCCACCGAGCCGGCCGACAGGAAGCUCUCCAAGAUCGAGACCUUGAGACUGGCCUCCAGCUACAUCUCCCACCUGGGCAACGUGCUGCUGGUGGGGGAGGCGUGCGGGGACGGGCAGCCGUGCCACACCACCCCGGCCUUCUACCACCACGGCGGCGGCAGCCCCCCCGCGCGCGACACCGAGAACUCCCAGCCCAAACAGAUCUGCACUUUCUGCCUCAGCAACCAGAGGAAGCUGAGUAAAGACCGAGACAGGAAGACGGCGAUUCGGAGCUAGAUGAUCCCCCCCCCGCCCCCCCAAACCUCUUCAGGAAGGACGACACGGAGGAGCAGAAGGAGGAAGGAUGGAAAAGCCACACACACCAAACCACAGCCACGGAGCCACGGACACUACUCCCGCCUUCACCCUGCUGCCGGGGGCGGCCGCACGGCGUCACCCAAGGGACCUCGCCCCGAGCGCACGCUGCCGGAGGGGGGGCCACCGACGGGAGGUGGCCAGGACUCAGCAGGGCUGGAGCAGCGCCAGCCGCGGGGACCCCCCCGGCGCUCCCUGGACCGGGGGUCCCGGCCCCAGCCCCCCGCGGGUGCCCGGGGGAGCCGGUGCCUGGACGUGCCCGCCCCGCUCGGAUGGAGCAGCGCCGGGGGAAGGCGCCGCCGGGCCCGUCCCGCUCCCCUCGUCCCCUCCAGCUUUGAGCCACGCCAUCCCCUGAACUCUGAGUGCUGGGGUGCUGCGUUUGUUGAGUUUAAUCAAUACAUGCUGGUGUUUCAUGUCAUUGAUAUGAUAAUAUAAAGCCUGA
Messenger RNA from Anas platyrhynchos (mallard), 1445 nucleotides. It is a transcript of the gene SCX, whose product is annotated as scleraxis bHLH transcription factor. NCBI's taxonomy places the organism in Eukaryota, Metazoa, Chordata, Aves, Anseriformes, Anatidae. Gene Ontology annotation, biological process: regulation of transcription by RNA polymerase II; developmental process. The record is from RefSeq and is a predicted model, not a curated record. Gene Ontology annotation, molecular function: RNA polymerase II transcription regulatory region sequence-specific DNA binding; protein dimerization activity; DNA-binding transcription factor activity, RNA polymerase II-specific.